UCAGUUUUUCUUCAACCUCCAUACUAACAGGAACUAAUUAUAAAAUGAAGUUCAUUUUGACAGUGACACUGAUUGCUGCUACAUCGGCAGUGAUAGUUGAGAAAAGGGAGAAGAGUCGUUCGAUUUAUUCGAAGAAACAUGGAAAAAGAGGAGCUUUCGGCGUUGAGUAUGGGUACCCUUUGCAGGAACCGGCGCAAAUUUACGAGAAACCAAAUCCGCCGGUUGCUCACGGAUACGACUAUGCUCAUCCAGUGCAUGUUCAACCAGUCGGAGUGCCAGUAAAUCAUCCAGUGGUGGUUCCUGAACCAAUUCCACAACCGAUUCCAGAACCACAACCAGUGGCUGUGCCUCAUCCUGUGCCAGUGAUUCACACCGUCGUGAAACACGUACCAGUACCGGUUGCCGUUCCAAAACCCUAUCCAGUGCAUAUCGAAAAAAUCGUUCACGUACCAGUCGAAAAAAUCGUUCAUGUACCAGUCGAAAAAAUCGUUCAUGUACCAAUUGAAAAAACUGUUCAUGUAGAUAGGCCGGUUCCAGUCGCUGUUCCUAAACCCUAUCCAGUUCCAGUUGAAAAGUACGUUCACGUCGACAGACCGUAUCCAGUGCAUGUGGCUGUGCCAGUACAUGUACCGAAACCCUAUCCCGUCCCAGUAGCCAUUCACACUCAAUAUAAACCAUUAUAUGGUGGAUGGUAAUUAGUACAAUCUUUUCUACUUUAAUGUUUUUUAAGCAAUCUUAAUUCGUGAAUUUUUGCGGUUCGAAGCAAGAUUAAAUAAAACGGUUUUUCUAAGGGUAUCAAAUUUAGACAAAAUACGAAUCAAAAUUGUUGCGAUGCAACAAUGAUUCGUAUUUUGUCUAAAUUUGAUUGAAUUCUUGCAUUGCGACAAUUUUGAUUCGUUUUUUGUCUCAAUUUAAUUGAAUUGUUGCAUCGCAAUAAUUUUGAUCCAUUUUUUGUCUCAAUUUGACAUCCGUAGAAAAACUAUUAUGAUCGAUAUGAUAAUUGUCCGAACUAAUUCAGAUAGGACCUUGGUUCGGAUAGUAGAAAUUGCAAUUAUUUUCAUUCACAUUUAUGGAGAAAUGAUUGUUUUUAAACUACUUUACUUAAAUGGGCAUUUCCCAUUCUGCUACAAUACCGAGCAUCUACAAAUUCAUUAAGGGCAUAGUAUUGCAUAGCAAAUUGCCUGGCAAAUUGCAUAAAAAGUAGCCGUUCGGUAUUGCAGCAGCUCACUGCAAAAAUAGGUUUUUUUAAAGUAGGUAUCUUACUGAUUUUUAAGAUGCUUUAUACGUUUUAGCAGUUUUAGAUAUUUAGCGACAUAAGAUUUUUGUGAAUCGUAAGAUGCGACGAUUUGUCUUCUUUUUGGGUAAUUUAAAUUAAAAAUCAGAUGAUGGUCAAUAAAAUUACUUUACUUUUUCUAUUGAUUUCUAUCAAUAGAUGUAAAAAAUCGAAAGAUUGCAGAAGAUGACGAACAAGUUUGGAUAGUACAAAUUCGGAUGAAAUGAUUUACAGUUCGCGGAAGAGUGUUUCGGUUUAAUCGAGAGGUUCAAAAGUUGAUUGUAAAAAUUUGAGUGUUAAACUUUGAUUCACAUAUAUCGCACCUUUAGUGAUAAUAUUGUUUUUAUAUGUACAUGCUUUAAAAGUUGUAGCACCUUCGCAUUGAUUUAAUUCUCGGUAGUCCUUGUUGAAUACUUGAUAAUAUAAUUCCUUAAAUUGCACAUACAUAGCAUUGACAAUGAGAGAACGAUUCACGCGAUAUUUACCAAAGAUGACUCAAUUGAAAGUGCUAUUCAGUUUGUAAAAAUUCGUCAUCAAUUUCCCCAAAAACUUUUCUUUAUAAUUUUCACUUUUGGCAAAUGUCAAAUUCUCCAUUAGAAGAGAAUUCUAAUUUAGAAGAAGAAAUUUAAUUUAGAAGAAUUAAGUUUAAUUAGCGAGCGAAUACAGAUCUAUUUUUUAAAUUAAAAAUAACUGUUUGUUAUUAAAUUGAUAUGUAUUAUUACGAAUAAUAAAAGAAACGAACUUUGAACAUGAGGAACAAAAAAAAUGUCAUUCAUUAAUCUUUAAUUACGUAUGAAAAAACUUGUUAAAAGUAAAAUCUACACUAUAUCGGCGAGAAAUAUUUAAUAAAGUGGAUAAAAGUUGUGACAACUAAUUGGUACUUUGUAAAGUCUAUCUAUCUAUAAACUAUACAAACCAAUGGGACAUGAAAGCGUGUCUUAAAAAAAAAACUGUGGUCGUGGGAAAGAAAAUUACUUUAUACAUGUGUUCAUGGAAGAAAGAAAAGAACAGAGGAAAGGUCAAAUAGCGUUGCGGUGUUAUAAAUUUUUAAAUAAUUAGAGUCUUUACUAGCGAAGGCUCUCUCUCCUUCCUUGUGACAUCAUAUAAACUUGAAAAAUAAAACAGUACCCCUUCAAUCCUAAACGCAAUCAUGAAUGGAACACGACUUCAAGAUCUAUAGAAUCUCAUUACUAAUGGAUACCUCUUUUAUACCACCUUCACACUCAACGGCAGGUGUUGCUCUUGACACUAGGCGCUAUAUAUUUAUUUAUUUGUCAAUAUUCGCACUGUACUAUAAGAAAUGCCACUGUAUUAUGUUUGUGUGUAACAUUUUAAUCCGGAAAAAAGUUUUUUUUACAUUUAUUUUUAACUCUUUGAUUUGCAAAAAAACUUUAUGUUGUUAAA
Messenger RNA from Leptopilina heterotoma, 2677 nucleotides. Its product is annotated as proline-rich protein 4-like. The coding region runs from base 45 to 695 and encodes 216 amino acids. The transcript has 3 exons. The record is from RefSeq and is a predicted model, not a curated record. NCBI's taxonomy places the organism in Eukaryota, Metazoa, Arthropoda, Insecta, Hymenoptera, Figitidae.